Messenger RNA from Meloidogyne enterolobii, 489 nucleotides. The record is from the annotation of a GenBank genome assembly. Lineage: Eukaryota; Metazoa; Nematoda; Chromadorea; Rhabditida; Meloidogynidae.
AUGGUACCGUUUCCUAGACUUCAUUUCUUUAUGCCUGGAUUUGCUCCACUGACGUCAAGAGGAAGUCAGAAUUAUAGGGCUUUGACUGUGCCAGAAUUGACACAACAAAUGUUUGAUGCUAAGAAUAUGAUGGCAGCUUGUGAUCCACGUCACGGAUAUCUAACAGUCGCAGCAAUAUUUCGAGGUCGAAUGAGUAUGAAAGAAGUUGAUGAACAAAUGUUAAAUGUUCAAAACAAAAAUUCUUCAUAUUUUGUUGAAUGGAUUCCUAAUAAUGUAAAGACUGCUGUUUGUGAUAUUCCUCCAAGAGGUGUUAAGAUGGCUGCUACUUUUAUUGGAAACUCUACUGCUAUUCAGGAAUUGUUUAAGCGAAUAUCUGAACAAUUUACUUCUAUGUUCAGACGCAAAGCUUUUCUUCAUUGGUACACAGGCGAAGGAAUGGAUGAAAUGGAAUUUACUGAAGCUGAAUCUAAUAUGAAUGAUUUAGUAUAG